CUACAUGUCUUUGGUGAAAAUAACCCAAAUUUGCAUUUAUUAUUUAGUCUGUAGGAAAGUUAUAGAAUCCACAAACUAUGGUAUAGAUCUGAAAACUGAUCAAUCCUGAAGUACUGACGGGCAAUCUAAUUUCUUGAGGUCCAAGAAUGUCAGAACAGUACAGAUAUCCCUCAAAUGACCCCUUUUUGCAAAGUAGACAGUCUGACGUAUUUCAUAACAGGUAUGUCAAGUUUUUUGCAGUUGAAAUUUUUUUGUCAUAAUUUUUCGGACAUGAAGAAAAUUUCUUUUUUUUACAUACUGUCACCA
Molecule: messenger RNA, 306 nt
Organism: Staurois parvus
Lineage: Eukaryota; Metazoa; Chordata; Amphibia; Anura; Ranidae
Source: the annotation of a GenBank genome assembly